AUGGUUCUCAUUGGAGCGGCAAUUAUAACAAGGACAGGAAAACCGCUUUUGGCAAGGGUUUUCAUCUCGGACAUGACAAAAGCUCGGUUAGAAGGAUUGCUAGAUGCUUUUCCUAAGCUAAUCGCUUCUGACAAGUCACAGCGUCAGCAUACUUUCAUUGAAACAGAUAGUGUGCGUUAUGUUUUCCAUCCACUGGACAGUGUAUAUGUUGUCCUGAUCACCACCAAAGCAUCAAAUAUUCUAGAAGAUUUAGAAACUCUUCGACUGUUUUCAAGAGUGAUUCCGGAAUACUGCCGCUCGAAUGAUGAAAAAGAAAUGCAAGCAAAUUUAUUCGAUCUCAUAUUUGCUUUUGAUGAAAUUGUUGCUCUUGGAUAUCGUGAAAAUGUCAACUUGGCACAGAUACGUACAUUUACGGAAAUGGAUUCUCAUGAGGAACGAGUUUUCAAUCAGAUAAAGAUCGCUCAAGAGCGAGCUGCUAAUGAACUGAUGACGCAAAAAGCCAUGGAAUUGAAGAAAUUGAAGGCAGAACAGCGAAAAUCUGGAAGAGGUCUAGAAAGCAGCGCAACAGCUAUUAGCUCGUCAUCGGUACCUUUAACGGCAGUUAUCGAUGAUACAUCUGUGCGGCUAGCUGUAAAACCAAAAGCACCAGCAACUACACGUGGAAGCGGAAAAGCGUUGAAACUUGGCUCUAAAAAUACUGAUGAUGACCAAUUUUUAAAACAGCUAAGAAAAGAAGGACAAGUAGUUGAUACGCCUUUACGUGCAUCAGACAUUGCUGACGCAACUGGUCGAAAUGCAUCGGGAAUCGGUUCCGUUUUUACCACUUCACACGCUCCUGUUCAUAUUAAAAUUGAGGAAAAACUGUCAGCAUCAGUAUCGCGAGAUGGUGGCCUUGUGAGUGGAGAGGUACUGGGUAGUGCUUCACUUUUAAUAAACGGUCCACAGUUUGCUACUGUUUGUGUUCAAAUCAGUAACAAUGACAAACAUGGUGCGCAAUUACAGGUGCAUCCGAAUCUCGACAGAAAAGAAUGGCUGCAAAAAUCUUUGUUAAAAUUGAAAUCAGUGCAGAAGCCGUUUCCAGUAAAUAUGGAUGUUGGUGUACUUAAGUGGCGACUACUUCUGAAUAGCGAAGAAAUGCUCCCCAUUUCAAUCAAUUGCUGGCCAAAUGAAAAUCCUGAUGGCUGUGUAGUGAACAUCGAGUAUACGCUUCAGGCUGAAAAUAUGGCACUGAACAGCGUUGUUAUCAUCAUUCCUUUACCACCAGCAGCUGUUCCAGUAAUAUCGGAAUGUGAAGGUACUUAUGAAUAUGUAAAAUCAAGAUCGCAGCUUGUAUGGAGUUUACCUGUUAUUGAUGAAUCGAAUAAAACUGGUUCUUUGGAAUUUAGCACUCCAAAUGGCCAAGCUAAUCAUUUUUUUCCAGUAACUGUUCGGUUCAGUAGCACAGAUUUAUUUUGUAAUAUGGCUGUAAAAAGUUUUCGGUUAGUAGAAGAAACAUUUAUGGCGGAAAACUGUGUGGAAGUAGGUUUGGUAACACAUAUCAAUGGAUCUCAAGUCUUUUUAUGGUUGAUGGAGGCUCGCGAAGAAAAACUUUUCGCAGCAGUGAUGAAGGAAGAUAUGCUCAAGUUGGGAGCUUGGAUACAUCUCAGUAAAAUAGAUCUUGAAACAUCUCAAAUUGGCUCUGUUAUGCUAGUAGAUACACCACCGGUGAAGGCAUCGAUUUGGACUUAUACCUCAGGUAUCGAAAAGACAGUGUUAGUAGAAACGAGAGUAGUAUUUUCACCGAUAGAAUGGGCUAAGAAAAAUGAUUAUGAAUGGUUUGCGUAUAGCCUUGAGUUUGGCCGAGUUGGUAAUUUCGCUUUCAAUAAACUGUUGAAAUUGAACAGUUUUCAAGUGAGAAGGGAUGUUGUGUACAAAGCCGUUUUGAUCAGGAUACCAUCGAGUAAACUAGGCCGAUAUGUAAUAGAUACUUUUGGUUCAUUAUGGUCAAUUUUACCCCAAGUCCUUGUAUUAUGUGAUGAUCGGAAUGGUUUUGAUAAAAGACCAUGGUCAUUACCAUCAUCUGUCUAUCAAUCACCAGUUCGAUCCAUAUCCAGUAAUAAUGUAGAUGUAUUUACUUCUUGUGACACUUUGGAGAAUAACAAUCCAUCAAAUAAAUCCGCUGAGAGAAUUUUCGAAUCAUUGGUUUCUUCUAAUGAUUGUACAUCAGAGGCAGAAGAUCCAAGUUUGAACCAAGAUCUUUGUUCACAACCAGUUAUGUAUCUGGGCGUCGUCAUUCUUAGAGAGCCGCAAUAUAGUAUUAUUUGGAGUAAAAUGCAUGGUUUUGUUGCUGUAUGCGCUACGGCUGAUUUAGUGCUGAAGCCAUCAAAUUGGGUUGAGUACGAUUGUAUCAAAACUGAUACGGAACUAGAUGUAUCGUAUUUAGCGAUAUACUGUGUGCUAAGUAAACAGAAACCAUUAGUGGUGGAGACAUACGAAAAGUCUAUUAUUUGCCAUACUGUGAUACGUGUUCCAAAUGAAAGGAAAACUCAAACUGAUGUAGGAGGAACAUAUUUUACUAUGGUUUGUGACAUUUUAGGAGACGUAUUGGUGCCAGACAUUCCAGUUGUCCAUAGAUGCAUUAGGAAGAAUGAAUUAAAGGCCAAAGUACUUGUAAAAUAUGAUGUCAAUGAAAAAUGGCCAUGCACAUUGUUUGCUGCAUAUGAAAAUGAUGUGCUGAAAAUAAUCGAUUGGAAACAAGCAAAUAUGGAGUGUAAAAUUAUUCCAGAAAUGGACUGUUCUUUAGAUCUGAAGAUGAGUACUCAUCCACAGCAGAGAUUACCCAGUGCAGUUCAAACAGUAGCUCUGUUGUCAAUGCUGAAAAUGUCGAAAGAGCGACAGGAUGUGAAGAAAAGCCUGACGCUCUCUGGAUGCGGCGAAAAUUUUGAUUGGCUACAGUUGAAGAAAUACACUGUUGGUAUGAAGAUAUUGACUUUGCCAGUAACAAUACUGGUCAAAAUGACUUCCACGUAUGGUAUUUUAUGGCAUAUUAAUCGUAAACUAAUCAUUGUACCUGCGGAAUAUUUGGGUAAUUCGGCAAAACUGGGAGCCUGGAUGAAAGCGAAAGUAUCACCUUUGACUACAACAGUAGUGGAUUUGCCUUAUCAUUUCAUUGUGGUGCGCCCUUUAGAGGAGAUUGAGAGUAAACUAAUGAUACGGAAAGUGGGAGAUGUUUUGCAGGUGAGGGUACAUCUAGAACCAGGUGUAGAGAGUUAUGUUGAUAUUGACGGAAAAUUGUAUUUACGAAAGAACUCCGAGCUUGGUCUGGUAUCUAUACCGUCUGAAAGGCCAGUUUGUACUUAUGUAUCUUUUCUUAACUUUUUCAAAAUAUCACAAGAAUGGUUUAUGAAGAAGUUUCGAACAUGGGUUACUUUCAUGAAUUCAGGAUUAAACGGCGAGCCAACAUGGAUGGUUACUCGUUGCCAAAGAUUGACUGAGGUUGACGAAGAUGGAAAUGAGUUAUCAGAUCAGUCUGAUAUGGCUGUUGGGUCGAAAAAAUGA
Molecule: messenger RNA, 3537 nt
Organism: Acanthocheilonema viteae
Lineage: Eukaryota; Metazoa; Nematoda; Chromadorea; Rhabditida; Onchocercidae
Source: the annotation of a GenBank genome assembly